Molecule: messenger RNA, 545 nt
Organism: Linum tenue
Lineage: Eukaryota; Viridiplantae; Streptophyta; Magnoliopsida; Malpighiales; Linaceae
Source: the annotation of a GenBank genome assembly
GAGAGGGCAAGCACAUCUAUCCCCUUAGUCCGGAGAAGAUAUGACCUAGCUGCCGCUCUGCUGAGUAGGGAAGAAAUCGCCUCUCGCAGGCAGCUCCAGCCGGCGGCUAUUGGGGGUACUAGUGCAGCAGCUGCGAGCAGUUCAGCUCCUCCUCCAGAUCGUGCACCGUUACCCACCGCGGAAUGGUGGGAGACUGAAGAUUUGACUAGCCUUUCGCUAGGGCAGCUUAAGGGAUUGAAGGAAAUGACCGAGAGCAUGAUUAAAAAGUGGGUGGCUCGAAGGGACAAGGUCCAAACGAUUGUCCGGAAUUUGGAACAGCAGGAGUGAAUUGAUCUACUGUUUUCCGUUGUUUGGUGGGGGGGGUUGUACUGUUUUCCGUGAAUUUGAUGCCAUGUUGGAAUGGCUUUGGAUAUUAGUCGGAUUUUAGUUUGUUGUUCUGGAAUAUUUGUUGGUUUCAUUUGGAUAUCAGCUUGUGGUUUCUUUUCAGUUAUGAAUACUGGUUUGUGAGGUUUGGAUAUUAAUUUUAUGCAUUUGGAUAUUUCUGU